Messenger RNA from Acipenser ruthenus (sterlet), 5705 nucleotides. RefSeq lists its product as uncharacterized. Lineage: Eukaryota; Metazoa; Chordata; Actinopteri; Acipenseriformes; Acipenseridae. The record is from RefSeq and is a predicted model, not a curated record. The coding region runs from base 248 to 5572 and encodes 1774 amino acids. The transcript is spliced from 9 exons.
GUGCUAAAGAGCCGCUGAGCCAAUCGGCUCCCUGCCUGCGUCCGCGUGGCGGAGUAGUGAGGUUUGUGCCGGAAGCUGUGGAUGUAACGAUUCUCUGUGUGUUCCUGGGUUCAGCUACAGUGUAGUCAGGAUGGGGCGGAAAAUGUAGCGCGGAUUGGAGCAGAGCGAACCGUGCCGUGCCGUGCUGAGCUGAGCGCGAGUAGCGUGGGUGAGAAGCAGUUUUGGAAGAGGGCUGCACCGUCAGGUCAUGAUGCUGUCGACGGUCACUGCCGAUCUGGAGAGCGCUCAGCGGUUAUCUUUAGGAUCCGAUUCCCCUGCCCUCUCCGACCUGCCCCGGGAUGUAUAUGCUGAGCUGCAGCACAGGGAAGCACCUCUAACCCCUGACAGACCUGCUGGGGCAGCUGGGGGUGUUGAAUCCAGCCUGCCAGAGCCCCAGGGCUGCUUCGAGGGGGCGUCGGCCAGUUCCCCUGCUUUGAAGUGCGAGGUGUCCCAAGACGAAACUGGUGAAAUGCACGCCGAGGUGAACUGCAAAGAACUGGGCUCUGUUGCAACUGGUGAAGGCGAUGGGGAAGGAGGAGUGAGAACAGACCGCAGGACUGAGCCACCUUUGAGUCCCAUGCAAGGGGACGGCAUGAAUCCGGCACAGGCAAAUGAAAUCACAGUCGCAGAGUGCAGCGCUGUAGAAAAGGCACGGUCCAUUGACCUUGAAGCAGACAUUACAGACAUGGAUGUUGAUGCUGGACGUGAUGAAGGGUUGGAAGCGAGUGCAGCGGGGACCUGCGGGAGAGAACUGACCGAAUCAGAGAGCUCAUGUUCCCCAAUAAAGAAAUCUGAAGUGCCGGAAGCCAAAAACAAAACAGGCCUGGUCACGGCUGAUUCAAACGAUGCUGUAUCUGCAGCAGCUUGGGCCCUUGAAGUAGUUUCCAUGGAAACAAAGACUCAGAACUCCCCUUGCAUUGGUGAUGGAAAUGAGGAACCUAACACAAACAAUAAUAGUGCUGAUAAUCAUCCCUGUGGAGGGUCUGCACAUGAAGCUGGUGAACCUCUGCCCUGCGGUAACCUCUUAGAGAACAAGCUUUCACAAGCAGAGCUUAAAGAUGUGUCUGUUGCAAAGGUGGAGAGUCCAGGACAAAAUGUUGAAGCUGCCCAGAGUACUGGGGUAGGACGGGAUCUAAUGGAUAACCACUGGGUGCACUCCAGGUUCGACGAACUCGCACCUUACAUCAGGCCGCACGAUGAAGAUGAGAUCUUGGGCGUCUGCGCUGAGAACGAAUUCGUGCUCGGAGUCGAUUGCAGCCGUUCGGAACAGAAGGACGCUGAGGAUUCUGUCCGUGGAGAAGGGGAAGAAAGGCUCCCAGCUGAACUCUCCUCCGAAAGUCAGUCGGAAGUGAUUUCGGAAGCAGAACCAGUGGCGGGUCUCCCGGGUGAGGGAUGCGAUGUUCCUGUCCUGACCCGUUCAGAAGUGCACCAGGCAGAGCGUGCCGUGCCUUGUGAGUGUGUGACUCGGAUCCAGGAGGGGGGCUCUGCAAAGGGCAGCACCCCGUGUUCCGCAGGGCUCGGCAGCCCGGCACAUGUGCACUGUGGCUCUGACCGCAAUUAUUGUUCACAAUGCAAUAGGAAUAUCGAGGUGCCUGCUGACUGUAAAAUCGCAAGCAGCGUCCCAGCGAAACACCUGAAUAAAAGUGGCUGCUGUCCCCUGGGUUACAAUGUGCCAGCUGGAGCUCCUUUGGUAACCACCAGGGGCCAGAGUGUGACGCCUCAGGCUUGUGAUGCACUGGAAACCGAGAGCCAGGGUGCAGCUCAGACUCCGGAAAGCGAUUUCUCUGUGCGGUUAUCGGGGGAGGAAGAUCCUGUGGAGCUGCUGCAAGGUGAAACGGACCUCUCCAGGCAGGCAGCUCAUGGCGAACAGGCCCUAACUGUUCAGAAGUGUGAAGUGCGAUUGGAAAACAAUGAAGCGACUUCGGUAGCAAAGCAAAAGACUAAAGACGUGCUGCACCCAGAAGAUAAGCUGGAGCAGAGGGCAUCCUCUGAAGCUGCCGCAGAUAUUGGGACAAUGGUUUCAGCAGACCGAACUGGAAGUACUGGCACGCUCGGGGAAAGAGACCCCGAUAGGGGGACGGAGUCUGGGGGAGACGGAGUGAAGCUUGGGGUUUCAGAGUGUCGGACGGAUCGCGGAUCCCAGUUAAACUCUGAAGGUGAAAAAGACACUCUAGGUACCCCUGCAUCUUCAAUAGGAAAUCCAUCGGCACUCGAAAACAGGUCAGCCACUGAUAUAACUCUGCACGGUGCAGGAGCAGCGGCUGUUGCUGAUGGUGCUGGAGUGAACGGCUUGUGUGGGACGUUGGAGCAGGAAAAGCCGAGCAGUCUGAUUGAUGUGGAAAGACCUUUAACAGAAUCUGAAAGUGGACAAGUUUCGGGAAGCGUUGAGAUCCCACUGCAACCCAGGGAAGGUUGCAAAACAGCUGCCGUUAGUGACGGCACUACAGAAAGCGUGUGUGGAGCUGCUGAGCUGGAGUCGGGAGGUCGGAGUACUUUGAAUGAUAAGGACAAAUCUGUAAAAGAAACCGAAGGCAUUGAGACAAGCUGGCAGCCCAGUGAGGAUUGCAGGCUGCCCUGUGAAGGUGAACUGGACUGCAUCGAAACAUCACAAAGCCAAGGUAGCUGUAAAGCAAUUCCGAACUGUCAUGCAGAAGAAUCCGAAAUCCACGAGGAUCCAGUGGACCCUGCCACUCCUUUACAAACCGGUUGUGAUGUUUCCGGAGACUGGGAAAGAUCUAGUGCAGAAAGUUCAGAACCACGUGAGAAUCGAUUGGACCCCCCUGGUCAUUUCAGAACUGGUUGUGAUGAUGAGGCCACACCUGAAAAACGGCAGCCUUGCAAAGGAGCAGAAGAAGAUGCUGAAAGACUGCGUGCCUCCGAUGAAGAAUUGGACUGCACCGAAGGGCGUUCAGACAGCCAAGGCAAAAACCUGACCUCAAUAGACAAGGUGGAAGCUUCAGCUGAGGGUGGGGCUGCAUUAAAAAACAGCCUGGUUAUUAAACAGCAACCUGCUGACCCGGAAACAGUCAGCUCUGAACUUGGUGGCAGGAGCGAGGAGAUUGCAGAGGUUCCAUUGGAAAGAAUGGAGCACCAGCCAGCUGUGUGCAACAAGAGCACCUCCCCCCUGCAUGCAGCAAGCAGUGUGGCAUGCAGCCAGAGCAACCAGGCUUUGCUUGUGGAGCUUGUGGAAGAAACGAGCCUCUCUGAAGGGGAGAGAACCACAGAGUGCACUUUGCAAGACCCCAGUGCUCCCCACACUUCUGAGUGCUGUAAUCAAAAACAUACAUCUCCAACUGAAAUUGACAACAGCUCAAAAACAAGCAGCUGUGACCCGCCUUGCACAAGCCACACACACAGUGUUCCCGUUGAGCCAGGAAAAGCACCCGUUGGGAAGUGCGCUGCGGUUGAAGGGGAGUUCGGAAAGCCGCCUAGAAAGAAGAGGGUAGUGGAGUUACGGAAACAGCCAGAAAGGAGUUGCAAGGCAGGGACCAAGGUGCCAGAGCUAUUGCAGGAUCUGAGAAGAAUGAGGGAUUCAAACGCUCAAGUGUUUAUCAGGACCCAGGUAGUGAACAUUGCAGAGCUAGGCCAUGGGACUAGUGAAACCAUGAACCACGCAGUUCAUAGCGGCGCAGUUCUGAAUGCAAACCUGCCCAAGGAGGAAAGGACUUUCCCUUCUCUAAGAAACGAGACGUCCAAGCCACACAAGCCUUGCCUUAAUGUGCUGCGCAGUGUAAAGUGUCAGAAAAAUAUCCAGGAACCCCUGCUGUUGAAGUUAUCGAACGUGGCCAGUAGCCUGGUGCCGGUUAGGAGUCCUCAAAAGUUCAGACCUUUUUAUAGGUCGUCCAAAGCCUUGCCGUACAGAUUAGAGAGGGGGCUGAAAGCCGGAGCAGCUGACGUCUCUGUGUGCAUGAAGACAAAAUUAAAACCUUACUGGUACAACAGUUUUUGUUGCAGGCUUCCCCAUUUAAAGGGCCACUCUUUGAAGAAUGUAACAUUUCAGUCUCUUGCACUUUCCUGCAAUGCAGACCUAUCCAAGGUUUCCUUGUACCGAACGGAUCGCUGGAAACCCUCGGUGACCUUUACUACCCCCGUCUUUCCAGUUUCUUUCCAUGUUAGAUUGGGGUCCAUGUCGUCUUUACCGUCUGGUGAUGAUGAUGAUGAUGAUGAUAAGAAGUCUUGUUCUUCAAAACUCAUGUUGCAUGAAGCAUCUAUCCAGCCUCCUUCAUCUUCCUCCUCCUCUCUCUCUUCAGCAUGGACUUGUUCCUCCUUCUCUCCAGAUGUUUCCGCAGGUUACCGCAGCGUUGUCCAGAACACCACGCUCACAGGCUUCAGUGGUGAAUUGCACCCCGUUGUGUUUACAUGCUCUGGGAGCAGCGAGCCCCGCUGCCGAAGCUGCUGUUUCAGUGAAUGCCAGGAGCUUGUGUGCCGGACGGCCUCCUCUUCCUCCUCUCCGUUCUCCAGGUUCGGGCUGCACACUGUUUUAGCCCUUUCCUCUCCGGCUUGUUAUCGGGUCUGGACUCGCCGGCGCUGCCUGGGCGGAAGGGUCCCUGCGGUCCAGAAGAGGUUCCUGUCCCAGUUUGAGGAGGGGCUGAAGGUGUCUUCCUCGACCCUGAAGGAGAACCUCUUUCCCUCGUUGCACUACUCUCUGGGAAGGAUCGUGGCAGCCUGGAGCAGUCGUGGGCCAGCGGCCUGCCUGCCUGACUUCACUACCUUCUCCUGCCUUGCCACGGAUCACAGCUAUGCAAGGCAGUUGCUGGGGUGCUUUGUAACCAGCUCGUUUGCUGAAGACCGUGCAGCCGCAGGUGUUGCUAAUGAAAGUGACCUCAAUCAACCGGACUGCACUUUACAGAGAGAGCCAUGCCUGAUGCCGUUGUCGCCUGUGUCUGACCGACUGGUCUUUGCACUACUCGACCAGACUGCUGCACAGAUCAGACCAAAGUCCCUCAUGGCCUGGUCCAGCCUGCCGGCAGCCUCCUGUAUGGAAUGUCGUGCGAGUGACUCCGCCCAGCGCUCCGCAGCACUGCCUGAGAUCCUGGGUGUGAGCUAUCCAGAGAUGAAAGAGCAGAGUGUUCUUGAGAAGAGUCUGGUGAGCGAGCCGGGGCAGAGGACGAAGAGGGUUUCCCAAAUCCGCAUUCGGAAAACCGUCCCCAAACCGGACAACAAUCUAACCCCUAUGGGGCUACCGAAACCAAAGAGAUUAAAGAAGAAGGAAUUCAGCUUGGAGGAGAUCUACACCAACAAAAACUACAAGUCUCCGCCUUCCAACAGGAGCCUGGAAACCAUCUUCGAGGAGCCGAAGGAGAAGAACGGCGCGCUGGUGUGCAUCGGGCAGCAGAAGCGCAAGCGGGUCCUGGAGUUCCAGGACUUCACCGUGCCCCGCAAGCGACGCGCCAGGACCGGGGUGAAGCUGAAGAGCAGCCGCACGCGGGGCAGGAAGGCAGCGAAGCAGGGCUGUGCAGAGCUGGACGUGCUGCUCAUCGAGAAGCUGAGCGCGCUGGAGCACUUCUUCAACACCGAGCACAUCACCAUCUGAGCCCUGUGCGGAGCUGCGACACAGAGAUCUGAGCCCUGUGCGGAGCUGCGGCACAGAGAUCCGAGCUGCUGUUUAAAAUCACUGGCUUCACUAAUCCCAUCUUGAUUCCUGCUUUUCUUCUUCUCUGCCUCCA